GUUCAUUUCCUCUUGUUUAGUGCUACUGUUCAGUGGUUUGACGUUACUUCAACCAGAGACAGAAGUGAGUGGAUCACACAUCUCAAUCGAGACUUAAUGCCAUCAAAUAAACAUGACACAAAAGAGUUGGAUGACUUGGGUUUUGUUGAUGUGUCUUCUGUGGAUUUGUCCCAUUUUUAAAGCCAAAGGAGGAAAUUUUGUUCUGGAUUACAAAAAUUGUCCCCCUAAACAGAAGAUAAUCUUCAUUGUUGCUGAUAACUUCAAUGGUCUCAUUGGCAGGAAACAAAAUAAUUUGCAGAUUGACAAUUGCAUAAUAUUUCUGCAGAAAAAUGCAUCUAAACUAACACGUCGUCUGUGGGGUGCAGAGUGGCCUCAAAUGGAUGAUAAGAAUGAUUCUCUUGUACUGCGCAUUUCAAAGUGGCAUAUCAAGAAAAAAAAUCUAUGUGUCCUGAAUGGGACACAUUGCAAUGCCACAGUAUCUCAGCUCAAAGCAAAGGAAUGCAGUGCACAGAAGGAACCAAACUGUGUCUUCAGUCAAAUGAUCAACGGAUCUUGCCAUGCUAGAUGUUUGGAUACAGAAACUGUGUGUGAAAAAUCUACUUAUAAUGAAGACCACUGCAAAAAAAUGGGUGAGCUCCCUUUAGAUAAGCAAAAAAAUGAAAUUGUGAAGGUUUCUGCUUCUUAUUUACAGUAUAUUCCAUUAAAUGUUUUGUUGUCAGAUACGCAAAAUCGAUGGAUCAAGGACAAGUACAUCAUCAACUUCACAAGAACAGGGAGCCAUUGCCUCAACUGUAAUAAUCCAGUGAAAAAGCCUGAGAGGACAAUUAAUUUGAAACAAAAUGUAACAGUUGAUAAAAAAGGAAAACUUGACCCUGCUCAAGCUGUUAAAAUCGUGAACAAUAUUCCCAGCAUCGUUCCCUCUUUCAGUGAGUCUUCAGCUGAAUUGAAUGCAGGAGGGGGAGUCACGGGUGCCAUAGUGAAGAAAACGGAGCCCGAAGAUGUAGACGAAGUGUCCUUUGCUUAUUUAUCUCCGAAUGACUCCAUGAAUAUUAUAGACAGCAGAGAUUUUCUGUCUCCGUUUUCAAGAUCUGUUACAGUGUCAAAACAAGCUUUUGAAAAAGCUAUCGAUUCGAAUGUGAGUGAAGCAUUUGCAGCUGUUUUGCGAUUCAACAAUAUGGCUCAGGAUGAGUUGAACAGCACGGUUUUAGGUGAUGAAGUUAUAGCAAUUGAAAUGGGAGUUGCUAUCACCAAUCUCACAGACAAAAUAUCCAUCAAUUUUCGGAACUUGAAAUACGAAGGAAUUCCAAGUUGCCGAUCAUGGAAUGGUGAAGGAAACCAGCCAAACUGGACAGAUGAUGGAUGUGAGACAAUACAAGAUGGAGACAACAUUACAUGCCGGUGUUCGCAUUUGACAUUUUUUGCUAUCUUAUUGGCUCCCCUCAAUGAAACCAUCUCUAGUUCUGAUUUGAACACCCUCACCAUCAUCACUCAAAUUGGCUGUGGCUUGUCCAUGUUCUUCCUCGGCAUAGUCCUCUUCAUGCACUUCUUUAUGAGGAAGACCAAGACCAGUAAGACCACCUGGCUCCUCAUCCACCUCGUGUCGGCCAUGUUCCUGCUUAACCUCACCUUCCUGAUCAACAGCGUUGUGGCAAAAAUGAAGAACUCAGUGGGUUGUAAGAUCAUGGCGGCUUUCAUGCACUACUUCAUGUUGGCCACUUUCACUUGGUUUGCUGUGCAGGCCUUCCACCUCUGCCUGCAGCUGUACACAAGGGGCAACAUUUCAAUCCAUCGCUACAUACUCAAAGUCUCCGUCACCAGCUGGGUUCUUCCGAGUGUAGUGGUGAUUGUCCUGUUCAUUUUAGGAAAAUAUGGUGAACAAGUUAUCCACACGGAUAACACUGAAAAUAAUGAAGCCAUGUGCUGGAUAACAGACAGUGACGUCCACUACAUUGUCAACAUAGGCUACUAUGUUUUGGUCUUCCUCUUCACCUUCACUACCUUCAUCAUCAUGCUGUCCUGGCUCUUUUGCCUCAAGAGAACCAAAGCAGGCAACGUACAAAUGAGCAGAAAUGGCAAAAAUAUUGUAACCAUACUGGGACUGUGCUGCAUGCUGGGCAUCACAUGGGGGUUUGCCUUCUUCGCCUAUGGUGCCCUCCGGAUCCCCUCCUACUACAUUUUCACGGCCCUGAACUCUUUCCAAGGUUUCUUCCUGUUCAUCUACCACUACAACACCAGACAGUGGGAAGAGGUAAACAUUGGCGUGAACAAAAACCCAGACAACAUCAGCAGCAUUUCCACUCUCAACACCAGUCUAGGCAACCACGAGAACCCCUACACCAACCAGCCAGGCAAAAAAUAAAGCCUUGGAUGGGGACCAAAGAGUGAUGGAGAGCUUGACCUCCAGACUACAAGUACAAGGAAUUCAGUAUUAAGUGUACUGAUGUAUAUAACAUUGUAAUUUAUUUAGUACAUUGCUUUAAAUCCAUGUUCUUAAGUUUUUCUGAUCAUAAAUGGGUAUAUGUUUCAUGCAGUUAAAUGACUUUGAAGCCUUUUUCAAUGCAAUAAAAUGUAAUAUUUUGACUGAUUUUUCAAUAGAAAAACUGCAAAACAUUUAAAACUCAGCUAUUUUGAAACCCUUGACUGCUGACUAAGCAUUUUUAAAUUACAUUUUUAGGACCCUCUGAGCUUCAGCCUAUAUAUCUCUUUAGUCAUGUAUAUAAAAAGAGAGUUAUCUCACCAACAAGACAAGGGUAACUAAAUGAGAAGACAUACUCAAAAUACUGUACAUCCACUUGAAGCCAUGCAAACAUGCUGUGUGUAAAAGCAUAUUUUGACUAUAAAAGAGUAGAGGUGAGGAA
Messenger RNA from Thunnus maccoyii (southern bluefin tuna), 2858 nucleotides. RefSeq names its product adhesion G-protein coupled receptor G6-like. Gene Ontology annotation, biological process: adenylate cyclase-activating G protein-coupled receptor signaling pathway; cell surface receptor signaling pathway. The transcript has 17 exons. Gene Ontology annotation, cellular component: membrane. Bases 113 to 2359 code for a protein of 748 amino acids. Gene Ontology annotation, molecular function: G protein-coupled receptor activity. NCBI's taxonomy places the organism in Eukaryota, Metazoa, Chordata, Actinopteri, Scombriformes, Scombridae. The record is from RefSeq and is a predicted model, not a curated record.